AUGGAACACCUUGUGGCCUUUUGUUCUAGUCCUAUAUUUGCGUCGUCUUGUUUAAAAGAUUGGGAGAAAUUUGGAAGAAAAAACUUUUUGACAAAGUGCAAAGAAAGCGGAAUGGUGACAUCAGUCAAAUUAUUCACGGAUUUAGUAUUGAAACUAAUGAGCGGAGAAGGAAAAUUUGACAUACUUUUUAAACUGGUUCCUGAAUUAUUUAAAUUAUUCGGUAGUCACUCGUCUUUUGAAUCUAAACUUUUGGAUUCAUUGUGGUUAAUUGAUUCAUCAAUUGCUGAUAUUAAUUCAGAAUCUGUUCGGGAUCGUUUCUAUCGUCUAAUGGAGAUUCUAAAGGAUUAUGUGAAUCCUGCAUUAAUAAUGGAACGGUUUUGUGAAGAUACUUUAGAAAAUUUAUCAUUGAUUCAAUCAAAACAGCAAUUUCAAACACGUUAUGUGCGUACAAAAACGCGUUUGUUUUUCAAACAACAGAAGUUUAAUUUGUUACGAGAAGAGAAUGAAGGUUAUGCUAAACUGAUUACUGAAUUGUGUCAGAUAUCAUCUAGCAGUUCACUGGAAGGUCUUAUGAAUCAGAUUCGUUCAUUGAUUGGUUACUUUGAUUUGGAUCCGAAUCGUGUUUUGGAUUUAAUACUGGAUGUAUGUGAAUUUCGUGGUGAUAUGUACGAGGAGUUUGUGCAGUUGAUACGCCUCUAUAAUCCUGAUAAGAUUGACAUGACUAACAUCCUGGGGCAUAAGUACCAUUUUACUCAGGAACCUGGUGUUGGUACACCAGAAUCAUUGUACAAAGUUUCAGCAUUUUUGAUUUGGAAAAAUCUAAUUGAUCUGGAUGUACUAUAUGGACAUUUAACUCCAUCCGAUACUGAUAUACAACAAUCCUACAAUCGACAGAUAACUUUGGCUAAAUCAUAUCGACCACAACCUCCACCAAGCCUUACGUAUUCGGCGACAUCUGCGAUAAACACCUCGUUAAAUACUGCUAUCAAUAAUGACUUAAUACGUGUUGAUGGUUUAUUGAGUCAAGACAGUCAACUCGGUAGUGGGAAUGGCGGUGGCGGUAAUCCGGGAUUAGUGAACAAUUGGACUGGGUCUGCAGCUACAAACAACUUGAAUUCACGCGCUGCAGAUGAAUUAAUGUCAGUCGAUGAUAAUAUGGAUGGGAACAUGACAAAUCCACGUGAAGUUGGUGAUAAUGUGGAUAUUAGUGGAGAUCAAGAUUGUUUAUAUGAAAAUAAUCAAAAAUUGGAGCUAUGCUCUGCUUUGAUACGACUAGGUGAUUGGACGAAUGCUCAACGCCUACUGGAUCGUCUACCUGGCUACUGGGCAUCUAGUUAUGAGCCUUUAACAAAGGAUAUAUGCAGUUUAUUGCAUUGUUUAAUAGAACCUUUAUACGAUAAAGUUUGUCCGUUACCUGCAUGUUUACAAAGAAACCGUUCACGACCGACAACUGAAUCUUUUAAAGCAGUGAAUACACGUACUACACCUAAUAAUAUUGAUGAAAAAUCAGCCGACUGUGAAAUGGAUGAAGAAUUGAAUCCUGAAACCAAUAAUACCAGUUCUAAUAAUAAACUUUUAUCACAAGUUCAUGAUUUCAUUGGACUAGCUAGAUAUGUGAUACCGAUUGCAGUUUAUUUAGGCCCACAUAUGUCCUACGAUUUAGUAUUGAUGGUGAAAUUUUGUCGUCUUGGGCAUAUUUAUCUCUCAGAACAGCAUAAUUCUCAAUCAGAAAAAAUUGGAAUUGUUUACCAAGGAUUUUUCAAUUUGUUAGAUGAAGUUCUCCUUCCAUCGUUAAGUCUGGUCGAUGCAAAUUGUUGUCUAGCUGAAGAGAUAUGGCAAAUGCUACGAUUUAUGCCGUAUGAACAUAGAUAUCGAUUAUAUGGACAAUGGAAACAUUUUAGUGCGCAAACAGAGCCAAGCCUUAUACGUAGACGUGCUCAGGUUUUGUGCUAUGCCAAAGCUAUUAUGAAGCGAUUAAGCAAAGAGAAUGUUAAACCAAUGGGUAGACAUCUUGGCAAACUGUCGCACAGUAAUCCUGGCCUAUUAUUCGAUCAUGUCUUGCACACAGUGCAAUUAUUCACCAAUCUUAUUAAUCCAGUCGUUGAAGCCUUGAAGUAUGUGAGCAGUUUAGGCUAUGAUAUGCUGACUUUUUGUAUUAUUGAAGCACUUGUUUCGGACCAGUCUAAACUGGAGGAUUUACAGUUUAGCCAAGAACUGCAAGCAUUGUCCUCAUUUACUGGAUUAUUAUGUAGAAAAUAUCAAUUUGACCUAGCUGGUUUAUUGCAAUAUGUUUUAAAUCAAUUAAAAGUUGGUAAAAGUUAUGAUUUGGUAAUAUUGCGUGAAAUUAUACAUCGUAUGUCGGGAAUCGAUAUCUCUGAAGAAAUGACAGAUGAACAGUUAGAGUCAAUGUCUGGUGGAGAGUUAUUAUUACAAGAAGGUGGUUAUUAUGCACAAAUACGUAAUACACGUCGUAAUGCUGCACGUCUUAAAGAAGCUUUAAUUGAACAUAAUCUAAUUAUGCCCUUCAUAUUUUUGAUGGCUCAACAGCGUGAGGCUAUUAUAUUCUUAGAUGAUCCUGAACGUCACUGUAAGCUAGCUGGUCGUUUAUAUGAUCAGUGUCAAGGCACACUAGUUCAAUUCAUUACAUUUUUAAAUCUUCAACUAAGCCGUGAAGAGAUGCAAACACAGUGUUUAAGCAUUGACAGAAUGAUGGGUGAAUUUCAUGUGACAGCUGACACAACCUUCUGUUUUCAUCGUAAUUUAUUUGAACAAAAAGUGGCUCGUUUAUUUGAAAGUAAAGAAUUAGCUGAAAGCUUGAAAUCUGGUGAAAAAUCUAAAUCAUUUAGUAAGACACUUUUCUCAGCUGCUUGUUUACAUGUCUGCAAUGAAAUCGCCGCAGCCAUUCGUCCAUUAUAUCCACCGCGUGUAUGGGAUGAAUUGGGUAUUGUAUUUUAUGUAACAUUUUGGAGUUUACAGUCAAGUGACUUAGUUGUCCCUGAAUCAGCUUAUCAACGGCAAAUUCAACAGUUGAAAGAACAAAUUCAACAGAUUGAUGCAUCUGGAAGUACUUGGAAUUCAGCAAAAAAGAAACGUGAAAUAGAACGUUUAGAAAAUUUAAUUGAGCGAUUGAACGCUGAGCAAUCAGAACGUGAAGAACAUGUCACUCGUGUACGUGCUUGGCUUAUGACUGAACGUGACAAUUGGUUUCAAACAAGAUUGGCUACAAAAACUGAUACAAUUACACAAUUCUUACAGUUGUGUAUUUAUCCUAGAGUGUGUUUCACUGCUGCGGAUGCUAUCUAUGCUGCACAAUUUAUGCAUGUAUUACAUCAAUUAAAAACUGCACGAUUUUCUACGUUAAUCUGUUUAGAUAGAAUCUUCAAUGAUAUAACCCUACCGACAAGUAUGUGCACUGAAGAUGAAGCACAUCGCUACGGUCGAUUUCUGUGUGCAGUAUUAGAGUUAGUUAUGCGUUGGCAUGCUAGUGAAGAAGUAUUCAAUCAAGAAUGUGGUCAAUAUCCUGGCUUUGUUACAGUCUUUAGAAAGACUUACCAAGGUUUAGACGCUAACACAAAACCGGAUCAAUUACAGUAUGAAAAUUAUCGGCAUGUAGUGCAUAAAUGGCAUUAUCGGAUAACAAAAGCAAUUGUUGCAUGUCUUGAAUCAGGGAAUUAUGUACAAAUACGUAAUGCAUUGAUUGUACUGACGCGUAUCCUACCACAAUAUCCAAAAAUUAUACAAUUUGGCAGUGCUGUAGAAAGACGUGUGAUCAAACUAAAAGAGGAAGAAAAAGAUCGUCGUCCUGACUUAAAGGCUUUGGCAUUCAGUUAUGCUGGUUUAAUGCAUCCACGUAAGGCUAAGUGGGUUAGUGAAGAAGAGUUUCAUUUAAAAGAGAAGACAACACGUCCUGAGAUUAAUACCAGCUAUUCGGUUAAUCAUCAAAACCCUAACAGUGGUAGUAAUAUGAAUACCUCCCAAUUCUCUAGUCGAACUGUUUCGCAUACAGACACUAGUGGUGUUACCGCUACUGCUACGCCAACUACUGCUCAUAAUCUACGUGGCCAGUCAACAGUUAAUCAACAAACAAAUUCUUUUAAUCCUAACUCUGCUAAUGCUAAUACUACUGGUAGUAGUAGUAGUAGUAGCAAUAUUCAGUCUUCUGUGCCGGCUGGUAACGCUAAUACUACUAGUGCUACCGUUAAUACUUCAAUUGGUUCUUCAACAUUUGAACCGCCACAUGUUUCUGUUCCUGUACGUCGGAGUACGACAACAAAUAGUUCAGUAGCACCACCGUCAAGUGGAAAUGAAACACGCUUACGUAGUCAAACAGCGAAUCCUCCUGCUGUUUCUGCGGAAACUUCAAAAUCUGCUUCAACUGUGAAUACAUCUACAUCUGGUUCAUCGUCUACGGGAGCAGUGGCUAACAACAGUGUUGCUAGUUCAGCUACACCUCAAACCACUACUCAGAGCAAAUUACGGUCUAGUCAACGCCUAGAAGCGACCGUGUCAGUUACAGAUGAAGAUGCCCCUGCUGUAUCAAAUUCUCAGUCGCACUCAUCAUCUAAACGUCGUCGAGUGGAAACAGUCAAUUCUAAUAAUACCAACAGUGCAAAUGGUUGUGUUCUGACAAUGUCUUCGUCGAAGGUGAGCACUUGAUGCAAUUCUGUCUCUAUGUCUGUCUAUCUCGGUGUGUUAUAUGGUGAAAUCUACCUUAAUGUGAUUACCUGCAUGUUCACAAAGAAAGCAGUUAACACUUCUAAUCUAAUUGAUUAAUCUAUUGCCCACGAACCGUUUCCAGUAAUAUUCUUUGGAAGGAGUUUAUUUUUCUCAGUAUCAUGAAGCUAACUUCAUUGUGAUCUCAAUGACAAGUUGGAUGUGAUGUGAAGAGAAAACAGAAUUCUUCAAUCCAACUAAUUUAUCCUGUCAAAUGAAAGUUUUAGAAGUGAAAAGCAAACUUCUAAAUUAAUUAACUACACAACUACUCACUUUAAAGUAGGCACAUUCAAAUAGCGAUUCCCAAAUAGGCCGCAACGUGAGUCCUGAAUUCCACUGCUAGCCACCACUAAACGGAUCACUUGGAGUUAUUACUCUUGGUUGUUAUGUGGAGGCAUCUGUUGAAGGAAAUGACAUCCUAAUGAAAGCAAUCGACACCUCUAGUUUAACUGAUUGAUAUAUUUCUAACGAACCUUAUCGAGGAAUAACAUUUGGAAGGUGUUCAUUUCCGGAGUUUCAUAAUCGAUACUUAAUGAUUGUAAAUAUGUCUCCUUGGGACUAUAAAAUACAUGAAUAUGCUGUCGAUAAAGACGUUGUUAGUGUAACUUUCACUCAUUCUUGGAGGCAGAUAGUAAACCAGUUGUAAGUUGAAGUUAAUCGACUAUUGAUGGUACAUGGAUGUGUGUAAAUAUGUUUCGUAAACUGUUUCCCUGCUUACUACUGUGUUUUGGAUCUCUGGAUAAGUCGAUAGACUCACUUUUCAUCCAACCUUUGUUAACGAUGUUGUACCAUUCGAGCUUCUGUGAUCUUCUUGAUGAUUACCUUUAAUUGGGAACAUUUAAGAAACUGUGUCUUGUUAAAUUUGGUGGAAAUUAAGAAGUUAGUCCAAAGUCAAUACCUCCGGUUUUUAAUAUUUUUUACUGGUACCAAAGCUGUUGUUAUCUCUUGAAAUGAUGGAGAGGACGUAAUUGGCGUUCUUGCGUUCUUUGAGCUGGAUAGUUCAGUUGUGAAGCCAAUUAAUUGUAAUGGAGUGUGUCGUGAAAAGAUGACAAAACUUUCCUAUCCAUUUGGUUUACUGUGUCAAUGAAAGCUUGAGUAACGAUGGGAAGACAUCCAAGUGUCUUAACUGUACACCAUCACUCCACGGAAUGCUGGUACAUCUACCGCUAGCCACCACCAGAAAAGUCCCUUCGAGUUAUCAAUCUUAGUAAUAUCGAAGCAGCUAUUGAAGGAGCUGACAUACGAAAAGGCUUUGGUCAAUUUAGUCCAAAUACAUAUUUAUACAUGUCAGUGGGAAAUCACAAAUAUGAGAAUGAAUAACUACAAGGUGAAAUGAGAAAAGAGGUGACAGGUGAAGAAGUCAAUAAAAAGAAGGAGAAUUUGAAUAUUUCCAUUCUUAACUUAUCUAUUGGUCAGUCAGAUGAAGGAUAUUAUAAAUGGGCAUCUUAUAUCUAUCGUUAGACGGUGUGUAUGUGUACGUCUGUUAGCCAACUGAGAACACAAUACCUUCUUACAAAGUAUUUUAGAAACUUGGAUUACAAUUUGCUGACUUUAUUCACCUUGAAUUGUCAACGAAUUGGUUUGUGUUGUUGUGCGACCACGAAAUGGGUGUUAUUAUGUCUUGCUUUUUUCAUACUGAGGCAUCUGUGACUGCAGUUGAUGAACCACGUGAAUCACACAAAUCCUCAACACGUAAACGUCCAACUCCAACAACUAAUCCAACAACAGUUACCUCAGAAAGUGGACAUAACUUACGCUAUGCAAACACCGGUGUCACUGCUAAUAAUAGCACUGCUACCGUCAACAUGAAUAAUACCGUUAGUCCUAGUGGGGUUUCCGGAGGAGCAAGCAGUGGUGGAGGUGGUAGUAAUAAUCGUUUAACAGUUAGUCCUGGUGAAAAUGUCUCUACUACUACAUCAUCACGUCAUCAUCAUCGACAGUCAAGUACUAGUAGUCGUCAGAGAGCAUCGUCUGGUAAUUCUACUGAGAGUCGAGAAGCCAGUUUAGAAAAUGAACGAGUUAUACUCGCCUCCAAUUCAGCUGGAAUAGUAAAGAAGGCGAAGAAAGGUCAUCAUCAUCACCAUCAUCAUCAACGUCCCACUUUGGAUCCCAUGAACGUAGACGCUGGUGCUUCGAACCCAGGAACUGUUAUUAUAUAUUCAACACCUGAAUCUCAAGCAUCUUCACGUCAUUCUCGUAGAUAAACAUGUGUAUACUAACGAAUAAUGUAUGUUAUCUCACACAAUUUCAAUGGAAGUGUGAAUGUGUGUCGUUGUAUUUCAUGUUUUGUUUAUUGUCCCCUUCACCUUCCGUGACCCUCUCUCUCUCUCUCGUCUAACUGGUCCUUAUAUAUGAUUCAAACGUUACAAUUGGUUGCGUUUGAUUCAAAAUUUUAUCACAUGACUUCGAGUGUGCAU
Messenger RNA from Trichobilharzia szidati, 7130 nucleotides. Lineage: Eukaryota; Metazoa; Platyhelminthes; Trematoda; Strigeidida; Schistosomatidae. The record is from the annotation of a GenBank genome assembly.